AUGGUAGAACUGGAGAUCGAGUCGGAGCUGUGCGCGCUGCGGCGCGAGGUGGCGCUCGGCGUGGGCUGGGCGCAGUUUGCCGAGAAACUGCACGAGUGGACGGGGGUGGACCCGCGCGACAUGCGGCUGGUGGUGACGACCGCGGACGGGAAGGAGCAGGAGGUGGACGGGGACGUGCGGCAGCGCGCGGGGACGGUGGAGCAGGCGUUCCCGGGCGGGGUGCGGCGCGUGCAGGUGCAGGACACGAACGAGGGCUCGGUGGUGCACGCGCUGCGGCGCGAGAUGGAGGGCGACGGCGGCGAGGAGGCGGCGUUCCGGCUGUCGGACGAGGCGUACGCGGGGCGCGCGGACUCGGUGCUGGCGUGGAAGCGCGAGCAGCAGCUGGGCGCGUUCGACCCCGAGGUGCGGACGCGGCUGGCGCAGGAGCGCGAGACGCAGGCGCUGGCGGCGGCCGCGCUGCCGGUGGGCGCGCGGUGCGCGGUCCGCACGCGCGGCGCGCCGGAGCGGCGCGGGUGGCUGCGCUACGUGGGGCCGGUGGACGAGCUGGGCGCGGAGAACACGUGGUGCGGCGUGGAGUUCGACGAGCCCGUGGGGCGCAACGACGGCACCUUCAACGGGCGCGCGUACUUCGGGCCGGUGCACAGCAACCACGGCGCGUUCGUGAAGCCCACGGCGGUCGCCGUGGGGCCGCAGUUCGCGCCGCUGGCGGACGACGAGCUCCGCCUGAGCGACGACGACGAGCUGUGA
Molecule: messenger RNA, 747 nt
Organism: Eremothecium gossypii ATCC 10895
Lineage: Eukaryota; Fungi; Ascomycota; Saccharomycetes; Saccharomycetales; Saccharomycetaceae
Gene: ALF1
Product: Alf1p
Exons: 1
Coding region: 1-747 (248 amino acids)
Biological process (GO): cytoplasmic microtubule organization
Cellular component (GO): cytoplasm; nucleus; microtubule plus-end
Molecular function (GO): microtubule plus-end binding
Source: RefSeq, marked provisional